Molecule: messenger RNA, 2800 nt
Organism: Gekko japonicus
Lineage: Eukaryota; Metazoa; Chordata; Lepidosauria; Squamata; Gekkonidae
Gene: SLC68A1
Product: major facilitator superfamily domain containing 13A
Exons: 10
Coding region: 259-1788 (509 amino acids)
Source: RefSeq, a predicted model, not a curated record
GUACGCCUGCGCCAGCUGACCGAAAGGCUGAAGCCGGGCCGGAGUUACAGUGAUGCUACCUGCUAAUGCCUUCAAGUUAAAACAGUGACCUUACAGAUGUACCAGUGGAACUGCUUCAAGCAUUUUCCUCUCAGUGUGUCUUCUCUACAAGGAAUGAUGAUGGUUUGGACCCAACAACGAACUAGUAGGUGCUGGAGGGAGAGGCCCCAUUGGAACUGGAGGUGAUGAGGGCAGCAAAAGGACUCAGAGUGAACCACCAUGGCUUCCCAGAUGUUGGCUUGUCUCUCCAGCCUCCCCAUUGCAGUGGUCUAUGGGUCCCUGUCGCUCUUUAUUUCCAUUUUGCACAAUGUGUUUCUCCUCUACUACGUGGACACCUUUGUUUCUGUUUACAAGAUCGAUAAACUUUCCUUUUGGAUUGGGGAGACUGUGUUUCUGAUCUGGAACAGUCUCAAUGAUCCUCUCUUUGGCUGGCUGAGUGACCGGACUUUCCUCAGCACACAACAGUCUGGAAUAGAGAUCUCCUCUCCAGAAGUGGUAUUGAAGAGACUCAAGGCCCUAAACCACAAUGGCCCCCUUUUUGCUUUGUCAUUCCUGGCCUUCUGGAUUGCGUGGGCCCACCCAGGUUUACAGUUUCUCAUCUGCCUCUGCUUGUAUGACAGUUUCCUCACCAUGGUGGAUCUCAACCAGAAUGCCUUGCUUGCUGACCUUGCUGUGUCUGCAAAGGAUAGGACUGGACUCAACUUCUACUCUUCACUGUUCAGUGCCAUUGGCUCUCUCUCAGUCUUCAUGUCCUAUGCUGUGUGGAAUAAGGAGGACUUCUUCUCUUUCCGGAUAUUUUGUGUGGCAUUGGCUUUCGGCUCAGCAGUUGGAUUCAUUGUGGCCACAUGGGUGCUGAGGCAGAGGUUUCAGAGUGAGGGGAAAGUGAAAUGGGACGAAAGAGCAGCUUUAAAAGAACUGUAUGUAGACAGGCCUUCUGUGCAGCAGGAGAAAAGGAUCACUCUGGCAGAGUAUCUCAGACAGCUCUCCAGGCAUCGCAACUUCCUCUGGUUUGUAUCUAUGAACCUUAUACAGGUUUUUCACUGCCACUUUAAUAGCAACUUCUUCCCUCUCUUCUUGGAGCAUCUGCUGUCGGAUCGUAUCUCUCUGUCCAUGGGAUCGUUUCUGCUGGGUGUCUCCUAUGUAGCCCCUCAUCUCAACAACCUCUAUUUCUUGUCUCUCUGCCAGAGGUGGGGUGUGUAUGCUGUGGUGCGAGGGCUCUUUUUCCUGAAACUCUUCCUCGGUGUGAUUAUGUUCCUUGCUGGACCAGACUGGAUUUACCUGCUAUGUUUCUUCAUAGCUAGCAACCGUGUGUUCACUGAAGGGACAUGCAAGCUGUUAAACCUCGUGGUCACUGACUUGGUAGAUGAAGACCUGGUGCUGAAUCAGAGGCAGCAGGCUGCCUCAGCCCUCUUGUUUGGCAUGGUUGCCUUGGUAACCAAGCCUGGCCAGACCUUUGCCCCUUUGAUUGGCACCUGGCUACUGUGUGCUUACACAGGUUAUGACAUUUUUCAACGGGAUCCUCUGAACAAAGUGGUGAGCGCUCAGCCCAUGCUGGCUUCCAAUGUGGCCUGGGAACCAACCCUUCGUCAGGGCUGCUUCUACCUUCUUGUGUUUAUCCCUAUUACCUGCGCACUACUUCAGAUCUUCAGCUGGUCACAGUUCAACCUACAUGGAAGGCGCCUCCAGACGGUGAAAUCUCAGCGUCAGAACUUAACAGAGAACUGGUCUCAUGAGAUCAAAACAAUUUGAUUGCCAGGGGAGUCAGCAGCCAGUGACACUUCCCAUAUGUAAUUUGCAUGAUAAACUCAUUAAGUAGGUGGAAGAUCAGCUACUAACUUAGGGAUGAAAAGUUAUAUCUGGACUGGUAUAUGGUGUUUCUGCUGUUUUGGCAUUUGAGUAAGGGCCAGACUACAGAUGAUAUUGGGGAUCAGUUAUCUGAUUCCCCCAAUGUGUAGCUGAUUGCUUAAAAGCAGCCAUGGAGCAGGAGGAUUGGGACCAUGACAUUAGGAAAGGGAACUCCCCCCAUUUCUUUCCCCAGUGAAACCAGUUCCUCCCCAGCUGCUUUUUGAGGCUAAAUUACAGCUUGGGGUUCUCCAAUCACAGAUUCCACUGUUGCAUACAUUAGCCCUAAGUGGGAAAGGGGCAAGUUGAUAUCUAAUCAAGCCAGCUUUGAUUAGUGAAGAAAAUGGACAUUUCUGAGUUAUGUUGAAUUUCCUGCAAGCCAUCUCUAGCACUGAAUAGUGCUUGGGAACUCAAAAGCUUGCAUCACUGCUCAUAAAUAGAAGUUUGUCCAGAAAGUCAGCAGACUACCUUUUUGAAAAAUCGCCUCUACUUUUCUGGUUGCAACUGGUCAUGAAGAAGCACAGCCAGAUCACUGGCAAGGGAACAAACCAUGCAUAUUGAGAACAGGGUGGCAUUUUGAGACCUGCCGUCCCAUCCCCCCCCCAAAAAAAAACACAACACACAUUUGUAUACAAUCUUGUAUCGAGAGGGUGAGAUUCAGUUUCCCCCUUUCCUUAUACUUUCUCUUUAUAGUGGACUAUUCAGAAAACCAUCCUUUUCGCUCUCCCUCUUAGAUUAAAAUUGUAUCCUGAAGGCAGGCCAGCUUUACUGCGAAAGGUGGUUGUUUCACUAAAGAAUAGGGUAUCCAGUGCUUGCAAAACAAACACAGCAUGUAGGAAAACAGCUCGUACUUAGUUUCAGGUGAGUAGCCAUGUUGCUCUCAAGUAGAAGAGCAAGAUCCAGGAGCACCUUUGAAGAC